AGCUAUAAAUUAACGGUACAAAUCUCAACUUCUAGAGUGAGAAAGAAGAGAGAGAAUGGCGAGUCUCUUCACCCUCUCUUCAUCUUCAACCUCAACCUCUGCUUUUCUAUCCCCUGUAAAAACCAUAAAACACUUCUCUUCCUUAAAACCCAAAACAACCCUCCAUUUCAAAAGACCACUCUCUGUCAAUUCAAUUCUUCCACCUGAAUCUGACCCACCUCCCCCGGCGGUCCAGAUUUUCUGGCAGUGGCUUCGUGACGAAGGAGUUGUAUCUGCCAAGUCUCCGGCGAAGCCCGGUACAGUCCCGGAAGGUCUGGGACUAGUUGCUCAGAGAGAUAUAGCUCGAAAUGAGGUCGUUUUGGAGAUACCCAAGAGGUUCUGGAUAAACCCAGAUACAGUCUCAGCUUCAGAGAUUGGGAAAGUGUGUGGUGGGUUGAAACCUUGGAUCUCUGUUGCUCUAUUUCUCAUCAGAGAGAAGUCGAUAAACAACUCGCAGUGGCGAAAUUACAUUGACAUUCUCCCAGAGCACACGGAUUCAACCAUAUAUUGGUCAGAAGAGGAACUUUCCGAGAUUCAAGGAACCCAACUAUUGAGCACAACAUUGGGUGUGAUAGAAUAUGUACAGAGUGAAUUUCAGAAAGUGGAAGAGGAAGUCAUACUCCCAAAUAAGCAGCUUUUCCCUUUUCCUAUAACAUUGGAGGACUUCCUCUGGGCAUUUGGGAUACUGAGGUCAAGGGCAUUUUCUCGCCUUCGUGGUCAAAAUCUUGUUUUGAUACCUCUUGCAGACUUGAUAAACCAUAGCCAGAGCAUAACAACCGAAGAUUAUGCUUGGGAGAUUAAAGGAGCAGGUCUUUUCUCUAGGGAUUUAUUAUUUUCUUUACGGAGCCCAGUUUCAGUCAAGGCUGGUGAGCAGGUUUUGAUCCAAUAUGAUUUGAAUAAGAGCAAUGCCGAGUUGGCUCUGGACUAUGGAUUCAUAGAAUCAAGGUCAGAUCGCAACGCAUAUACCCUCACACUAAAUAUAUCCGAGUUAGACCCAUUUUUCGGUGACAAACUGGACAUAGCUGAGUCAAAUGGUCUGGGUGAAACUGCAUACUUUGACAUAAUUUUGGGCCAGCCACUUCCUCGAGCAAUGCUUCCGUAUCUGCGGCUGGUAGCACUUGGGGGAACCGAUGCUUUCCUCUUAGAAGCUCUUUUUAGAAACGUUGUUUGGGGCCACCUUGAAGUACCUGUUAGUCAUGCCAAUGAGGAGCUCAUAUGCAAAGUGGUACGAAGUGCCUGCAAAUCUGCUCUUUCUGCUUAUCAUACAACCAUAGAAGAGGAUGAGAAGUUGAAGGAAGGAGGGAAUCUUGAUCCUAGACUUGAAAUUGCAGUUGGGAUAAGAGCUGGGGAGAAGAAGGUGUUGCAACAAAUUGAUGAGAUUUUCAACGAGAGGGAGUUGGAAUUGGAUGAGUUGGAAUAUUAUCAAGAAAGGCGGCUCAAGGACCUUGGUCUGGUUGGGGAACAAGGUGAUAUAAUCUUCUGGGAGCCCAAGUAGGAAUUUAGUGAUUGUCUUACACGCAAUUGCGAGUAUGUACCCAAGUUUAAGGGCAACUUCAUCAGCUGUUGGCAAAAUGAAGAUGAUUUUUUCAGUGAUUCUACAAGGUUUGGAGAAGAUAGUUGAUGUGAUAAACGCAGUAAUCAUGUUACAAGUAGGUUCAAAUUACAGUCUAUCCGCGCAGCUUCUUUUCUGUUGCCAAGAUUUUCCAUUGCUAGUCUUGUUAGCUCCAGGAAUUGUACCUGCACCUACACUUUUCCAGUAACUGUUGAGUGUCAUGACCAGCAAUAAUUCCCUUGCAUUAUCCAAAAGAUUUUUGAAUUCUGUGACCUUAAAUUGCUUGUAGGUUCUAUUUGUUGAGGAAAAGGAAACGAGGCAUUUAUUGUUCCAGAUCUUCAAUUACUCAGAUGCAUUUUAAGGAUGAUACUUGAAUGAGCUCAAAACAUUUGCUGGAAUAAUAAGAGUACACACCACUUGUUUGUUUUUAGUUUAA
Molecule: messenger RNA, 2027 nt
Organism: Cornus florida
Lineage: Eukaryota; Viridiplantae; Streptophyta; Magnoliopsida; Cornales; Cornaceae
Product: ribulose-1,5 bisphosphate carboxylase/oxygenase large subunit N-methyltransferase, chloroplastic-like
Exons: 6
Coding region: 56-1534 (492 amino acids)
Biological process (GO): peptidyl-lysine monomethylation
Cellular component (GO): chloroplast
Molecular function (GO): protein-lysine N-methyltransferase activity; [ribulose-bisphosphate carboxylase]-lysine N-methyltransferase activity; protein binding
Source: RefSeq, a predicted model, not a curated record